AUGAAAGGUGAUCUUGCCUGUCGCAGAGUUGAGAACUUACGACCAGCUCAGAACAUGGCGUGGAAUGGUAAUAAAUUCGGAAAAAGUGAAGAGGAGGCUGCAAGGCUACUUCAACAUCUCGAGCCCGCAUGUACAAAAUCCCAGUCCUUGAACUUUGGUAAAAGUGAACAAAAAAUAAGCAAAGAACCUGAGAUAACUGGGGAUAGGUGUGGCUCUGCACAAACGACAGCUUUCACCUGCUAUACUUGCAUGAACUGUCAGCUUCCGAAUGAUGAGAAAACAGCAAAAUCUGGAUCGACUUUUAGGGCGUGUAAGAUGAGUUCCACUUUCACUGGCAGUGGAACACCCAGCGACAUCACCGCCAAUUGCACCACUGCAGCGAGUGACGUCUCUUCCACAGUAAUUCUAGAGAGAAAUUCGGACGUGUCCGAAGGACUGCGUGCAUUAUUUCCGGGUGUAAUAGGUACGGAGUCGCCUCUGUGUCUACACGUCAUUAUGGUGGGGAUUGGUAAAUUUUCUGUGGAACGCCAUCUCGCAUACGAUUUCCUUAAGAUGACCAACGGAGAUUCCUCAGAGUGUCCGCAUAAGGUUUUAUGA
Molecule: messenger RNA, 597 nt
Organism: Opisthorchis viverrini
Lineage: Eukaryota; Metazoa; Platyhelminthes; Trematoda; Opisthorchiida; Opisthorchiidae
Exons: 5
Coding region: 1-597 (198 amino acids)
Source: RefSeq, a predicted model, not a curated record